GCUUACCUAGAAAUAAUGAACUAUUUACAAAUAAUAAAUCACCUAUGAAUGAUAAAUUACCUAUGAAUGAUGAAUUGUCUAUGAAUGAUGAAUCACCUACAAAUGAUGAAUCACCUACAAAUAAUAAAUCCACUAUAAAUGAUAAAUUGCCUAUAAAUAAUAAACCUUCUAAAGAUGAAGAAAGCACAAAAACAAAAAAAAGAAAAAAGCAAGAUAAUUAUAGUAUUGAAUGGGACUAUUUUAAAACUAAAGAAAUAAAAAAAAAAAUAUGCUUGGCUACCUUUGGUCCAAGUAUCAAAUUGAUAAAGAUCAUCCUGAUGGAAUGA
This is a messenger RNA of Dentiscutata heterogama, 326 nucleotides long. The record is from the annotation of a GenBank genome assembly. NCBI's taxonomy places the organism in Eukaryota, Fungi, Glomeromycota, Glomeromycetes, Diversisporales, Gigasporaceae.